CGCACUUGUAACCGCGUCGCGUGUGAUCACAACAUAUUAUUAUCUUGUGAGUCCGAUACAAGUAUAAUAAACUAAAGGUCCAAAGGUCCUGGUAUAUAACGAAUCGUCGAGCUUACCGAAACGUCCAUCUAUUUUAUUUYAUUAUAUUUUAUAUAGAUUCACUUAUUUGGAAAUCUACCGUCUGAAAAUACGCGUGCGAGAAAAGUGCAUUUUUAUUGUUAAUUAUUACUUAUUAAACAUUAUUACUGUCAUAAUAAAUAUUAUUACAUACUAUAAUAUCAUAAUCACAGUCAUUGUUGUACGUUUAAUAUAAAUUACGUAUUACUAAUAUAACAGUAUCGCCUUACCUUCACAUCAAUAUUUUGCAUUUAACAAGCAUCGUCCAAUAUGGCGUUAGCGACUUACAGUACGGCCACAGUGUUUCUUGUGUGGUCGUUGUGCUUUUCGAGCACGCAGUGCGCUGAAAACCAUGAGAAAGUCGGAAUUUGUACGUUUAUUGUACAUUCUGUGUGUCCCGACCCUUUGAUAAAUUUGUACUUGUACACCAGGAUGUUCACUGACUGGCAAAACGGUAGCAGUCCACAUGCUGGGAGGAGGUUUGUCAACGUUGAAGAUGGUGAGGUUACUAAUGCGGAUACCAACCAUAUCUUCUUGACAUUUGAUCAAAUUGCGACUGAUAGCAGUGCAUUUUUGAGCCAAACAUUUGAUGAUAAGGUGGUGGUUGGUGAAGUGCAUGUGUUUUAUUCUAACUGGGCUGCUCAAUGGUCAUAUAGGCGAUAUCUGUGA
Messenger RNA from Diuraphis noxia (Russian wheat aphid), 786 nucleotides. RefSeq names its product pancreatic lipase-related protein 2-like. The record is from RefSeq and is a predicted model, not a curated record. Lineage: Eukaryota; Metazoa; Arthropoda; Insecta; Hemiptera; Aphididae. Gene Ontology annotation, molecular function: lipase activity; serine hydrolase activity. Gene Ontology annotation, biological process: lipid catabolic process.